Rhinichthys klamathensis goyatoka is the source of this 967-nucleotide messenger RNA. RefSeq names its product aminolevulinate dehydratase (gene alad). The record is from RefSeq and is a predicted model, not a curated record. The transcript is spliced from 11 exons. Gene Ontology annotation, biological process: heme biosynthetic process. Gene Ontology annotation, cellular component: cytosol. The coding region runs from base 107 to 967 and encodes 286 amino acids. NCBI's taxonomy places the organism in Eukaryota, Metazoa, Chordata, Actinopteri, Cypriniformes, Leuciscidae. Gene Ontology annotation, molecular function: porphobilinogen synthase activity; zinc ion binding.
CUCUCAUGAAACACACACGACGUUUGAGGUUCAAGAAGGAGCAACACUUCAGUUAGCAAGGUCUGGGUCAUUUACAGUUUCCAUUCCCAUCCUGAACACAAAGACGAUGACACAGCCAGCAGACUCCAUUCUACACAGUGGUUACUUUCACCCAACUCUCCGAUACUGGCAGACCUGUGCUUCAGACCUUAGACCAGAUAACCUCAUAUAUCCUAUCUUCAUUACUGACAGUCCUGAUGCAGUGGAACCAAUUGCAAGUCUACCUGGUCAAGCGAGAUAUGGCGUCAAUAAGAUAGAGGGUUUAAUUCGUCCCCUUGUGGAUAAAGGCCUGAAGUGUGUGCUGAUUUUUGGAGUUCCUGCAAAUGUUGCGAAGGAUGAGAGAGGCUCUGGUGCAGACAGAGAUGACACUCCUGCAGUGCUGGCUGUGAAGAAACUGAGGAGCACAUUCCCUGAACUUGUGUUGGCCUGUGAUGUGUGCCUUUGCCCCUACACCUCUCAUGGCCACUGUGGAAUCCUGCGUGAAGAUGGCAGCCUGGAUAAUGCCGCAAGCUGUUUGAGGUUGGCUGAAGUAGCUCUGGCUUAUGCUCUAGCAGGCUGCCACAUCAUCGCCCCUUCUGAUAUGAUGGAUGGACGAAUUGCAGCCAUUAAGCAAGCACUAAUCAGUAAUGAUCUUGGCAACAAGGUGUCAGUGCUGAGCUACAGUGCUAAAUUUGCCUCCUGCUACUAUGGACCAUUCAGGGAUGCUGCCCAGUCUAAACCUGCUUUUGGAGACAGACGAUGCUAUCAGCUUCCCCCUGGUGCCAGAGGACUAGCACUGCGGGCCUGUGACCGGGACGUGAAGGAAGGUGCUGACAUGCUGAUGGUGAAACCUGGAUUACCAUACCUUGAUAUUGUGAGAGAGGUCAAGAAUAAGGUAAUAACUGUAGAGUCAGUAAAUUUAGUCCCAAAAAUGUAUUUGAAGACUUAA